Molecule: messenger RNA, 497 nt
Organism: Talpa occidentalis (Iberian mole)
Lineage: Eukaryota; Metazoa; Chordata; Mammalia; Eulipotyphla; Talpidae
Product: C-C motif chemokine 13-like
Exons: 3
Coding region: 67-468 (133 amino acids)
Biological process (GO): positive regulation of ERK1 and ERK2 cascade; inflammatory response; cellular response to interleukin-1
Cellular component (GO): extracellular region
Molecular function (GO): chemokine activity; CCR chemokine receptor binding
Source: RefSeq, a predicted model, not a curated record
GGGGCUGAGACAACCCAGCAACCAUCACUCUCAGGCUGCAGCUGCCAUCCUUACUCACCCUCCAGCAUGCAGGUCUCCGCAGCCCUCCUGUGCCUGCUGCUCACAGCUGCUGCCCUCAGCACCCAGGUGCUCACUCAGCCAGACGCCUCCAGAAUUGUGCCCACUUGCUGUUUCACAUUUCAAAGUAAGAAGAUCCCUUUGCAGAGACUGAAGAGCUUUCGAUUCACCAGCAUGCAGUGCGCCCAGGAUGCUGUCAUCUUCACAACCAAACUAGCCAGGGAGAUCUGUGCCAGCCCCAAGGACAAGUGGGUCCAGGAUGGUGUGAAAUACCUGCAGCGAAAAUCUCAUGCCUUGAAGACGUCAACUCCUCCAGCCCCACUCAGUCCAAGCCCCAGCUCGAGAAAUGACUCCUUCUCCACCAGCCUCCCAUCUACCUCUAGGACUAAUUUUACUGUAAUUUUCAAAUAAGAUGAUUUCUGUAAAACACGUAUGUCUUA